AUGGUUAUGAUAGUGAUUGUGAUGAACGUAGAAAAAAUUUAUCCCUAUCAACUUCCGGCGGCAUUUGCACGGACGCAACUGGAAUCCCUUUCCUCCUUGGACAUCGAUUCUAUGCCAUAUCCGUACAGGUUGACCGGAAUAGUGUGCACCAUCGGACCAGCAAGUCAGUCAGUUGAAGUGCUUGAAAAGAUGUUUGAAGCCGGGUGCAGUGUGGCUAGGAUGAACUUCUCACACGGCUCUAAGGAGUACCACACACAAACGCUGGAAAACGUUAGAGCAGCGGCUUCAAGGUUCUGGCUGCCUAUCUGCAUUGCCCUUGAUACGAAAGGACCUGAGAUCAGAACUGGGAUUUUGAAGGAAGCCUGCGAUGAGAAAACAAUUUUUGUGGACUACAAGAACAUCGUCAACGUCAUGAGUGUUGGCAAGAGUAUCCUCAUUAAUGAUGGGGCUAUCUCGCUCAUUGUUAGAGAUAAGGGUCCCUUCUACCUGAAGUGCGAGGUGGAGUACGGCGGCCUGCUCUCCAACAGCAGGGGGGUCAACUUGCCAGGGACGGAUGUCGAUCUGCCCGCUGUCUCCGAGAAGGACGUCAAGGACAUUUUGUUCGGCGUGGAUAAUGGGGUGGAUGUCAUCUUCGCCUCCUUCAUUCGCAGCGGGGAUGCGGUCCGAAGCAUCAGGCAGAUACUCGGCGACAAGGGCAAGAAGAUUAAAAUAUUCUCCAAAAUUGAAAAUCGGGAAGGCGUGAAAAGAUUCAACGAGAUAUUAGAGGCAUCGGACGGCAUAAUGAUAGCCCGCGGUGAUCUGGGCGUGGAAAUCCCGCUGGAGAAAGUCUUCCUGGUGCAGAAGAUGAUCACCGCCCGGACUCUACGGACAGGCAAGCCGAUCAUCUGUGCCACGCAGAUGUUGGAGAGCAUGAUAGAGAACCCUCGUCCUACCAGGGCGGAGACCCUGGAUGUUGCCAACGCUGUGAUGGACAGUGUCGACUGCAUUAUGCUCUCUGCCGAAACAGCCAAAGGAAAGUGGCCGAUCUUGUGCAUCGAGAUUCAGUCGAAAAUAGCAAAAGAAGCUGAAUGUGCGUUGUACCACCGGCAGUUGUUUGAGGAAUUAAGGAUGUUGACUCCGAAACCGACCGACAUACCGAGAACAACUGCCGUAUCUGCAGUCGAAGCUUCCAUCGAAUGCAUGGCUUCAGCGAUUAUUGUCCUCACCGUCAGUGGAAGGAGUGCAGCGAUGAUAUCGAGCUACAGACCUCGCUGCCCCAUCAUGGCUGUCACCAGGGAUGAAACAACGUCCAGGCAGCUCAGACUCUUCAGAGGAGUCAUUCCCAUCUGGUAUAAAGCUCCGAAAGCCAGCCCAUUCGAGAAGGAUAUAGACAACAGAUUUCAAUACGCAUUGAAACUUGGAGAGCAGAAGGGCCUGAUAAACAUUAACAAUUUCGUGGUGGUGGUACAUGGUAGCAAGCCUGGUUCCAGCAGCACAGACAGUGUCAGGGUUAUACAACAUGCCAGAAAAUAA
Molecule: messenger RNA, 1512 nt
Organism: Helobdella robusta
Lineage: Eukaryota; Metazoa; Annelida; Clitellata; Rhynchobdellida; Glossiphoniidae
Exons: 12
Coding region: 1-1512 (503 amino acids)
Biological process (GO): glycolytic process
Cellular component (GO): cytoplasm
Molecular function (GO): potassium ion binding; pyruvate kinase activity; magnesium ion binding
Source: RefSeq, a predicted model, not a curated record